This is a messenger RNA of Varanus komodoensis (Komodo dragon), 5098 nucleotides long. It is a transcript of the gene TJP2, whose product is annotated as tight junction protein 2. Gene Ontology annotation, cellular component: plasma membrane; bicellular tight junction. Gene Ontology annotation, biological process: establishment of endothelial intestinal barrier; cell-cell junction organization; protein localization to cell-cell junction. The transcript is spliced from 23 exons. Gene Ontology annotation, molecular function: cell adhesion molecule binding. NCBI's taxonomy places the organism in Eukaryota, Metazoa, Chordata, Lepidosauria, Squamata, Varanidae. The record is from RefSeq and is a predicted model, not a curated record. Bases 877 to 4428 code for a protein of 1183 amino acids.
GCUCCAUGAAGACAGUACAAAGGUUUGAGCCACCCAGCUUAGUGUGGUGCCCCCUUCAGCUUUGUGCUAUUGAUUCUCCCACCCCUAAUGCUGAUCCUGCUUUUUGUAUUUCUGGUGUUGUACAUGUACAUGAUUGUGUAUGCCCAUAGCAUGUUCUUUUCCAUGCAACCCCUGAGGGGGUGUUGCAAAAAGGCAGCAUUCUUAGCUGUUGCUGCAUGUUUGCUCCUCUCUGUCGGGGGCUGUAGCAACUCAGGGGAUGCUUCUCGGUUGUCGCCAGGUAAAAGAAAGGUCAUUCCCAUAAACAUCAUCACUAACAGUAGAAAGUCCAGAAUGGUGAAAUAGGUUAGUAUGGAUGGGCUUUGAGAUAAAUGGGAGUUUAGUGUACUUAUGGAGUUGGUUACCUGCAUAGGGGGAACAGUGUGUGUUUUCUCUCCUCCCCAAGAGCUUUACAGUGAGUGGAAUCCAACCAAAUGGCACCGUGGUAUAUAGUAUGUGCCCCAAUAAAAAGGGUUUGUAUUCCUCCUAUCUUUGUAUCUUUCACCCCUUCGCCUAUUAUAAGUCCAGAUUCUUCACAACACUGCAAUUUCCCUGAGUGGGCUGAAGAGCCUUUGUUGAUUCUUGCCUAGCAGUGAACUUUUAAUGUAGAUUUACUACCCAGGUUAUUUUCUGUUUAGGAAGUGGCAUAGGUUUAGAGAGUAAGUGUGAUCUCAUUUGUACAUGUUUGGAUUUGUAUAUGUUACUGAGUGAAAUGAUGGUAGGAUUGGCCCAGUAUGUAGGCCACUAUUGUAUUAGAAUUACAUAACAAUGCUUGAGUGGUAGAAACUGAUGAAAAGACUGGGAUGUUCAGAGUCCCUUUACAGAUUAUAGCCUGCCACAAUGAAGACGGCUCAAGCUCUGCAGCGAAUGUGGUCGCAUGCUGUGAAAAAGUUGAGGAUUUUAAAAUGGCAUGCCCCAGGCAUGGAAGAGCUGAUAUGGGAACAGUACACAGUGACCUUGCAAAAGGAUUCAAAGCGAGGGUUUGGGAUUGCAGUUUCUGGUGGCAGAGACAACCCUCAUUUUGAAAAUGGAGAAACAUCCAUAGUGGUCUCAGAUGUUCUUGCUGGUGGCCCAGCAGAUGGAUUACUUCAGGAAAAUGACAGAGUGGUCAUGGUUAAUGGAACACCUAUGGAAAAUGUGCCCCAUUCAUUUGCUGUGCAGCAGUUAAGGAAAAGUGGGAAAGUGGCUGUCAUUGUAGUAAAAAGACCUUGUAAAGUACAGGCUCCACCUGUCAGAAGAAGCCCCUCUCUUGACUAUGAUUAUAGAGCCUUUGAAGUCAUGGAUAAUCGUGCAGACUUUGAUGGCAGAAGUGCUCGAAGUGGCUACAGUGAAAGAAGUUGGCAUAGUGGACAUGGAGGACGUAGCCAGAGUUGGGGAGAUAGCCUUGAUACGGGCUACAGAUUUUCACAAGAGAGGGGGCGGAACCGCAGCAGAGAGCGCAGCUACAGCCGGGAUCGAAGUCGGGGCCGGAGCAUGGAUAGAGAGAGAAGCUUGGACCGCGAGUACCAAAGACCCCGAAGCAGAGGCAGAAGUGUUGACAGAGAUGAUGCGUAUGACCAUGGCUAUGGUGGUGGGAGGAGUCCACCAAGAGAUUAUGGUUGGAGAUCUCGUCCUGACCCUCCAUAUGAGAAGGAAGCAAAGAGUGGGAGCCGAGGCAGGCUUAAUUCCCCCAGUCCUCCCCUUGAAUUGCAACAGCAGUAUGAGUAUGGACCAGAGCAGGACCCACAUGGGCCAGUGAAUGUUCUUCUCACAAAAAGCAGACCAAAUGAAGAAUAUGGUCUCCGGCUUGGAAGUCAGAUUUUCAUCAAAGAAAUGACCAGUACAGGACUGGCAACGAAGGAUGGCAAUUUGCAUGAAGGGGACAUCAUUCUCAAAAUCAAUGGUACAGUGACAGAGAAUAUGUCUUUAUCUGAUGCCAGAAAACUGAUUGAGAAAUCAAGAGGAAAACUUCAGCUGGUUGUCCUGAGGGACAGAAAGCAAACCCUAAUCAACAUUCCUUCCAUGCAUGACAGUGAGUCAGAAAUAGAAGAUAUUUCAGAAAUAGAAUCAAACCGGUCCUGCUCCCCUCAGGAUGAGAGAAGACCAUAUCAUUCUGACUUAGACUCACAUUCUUCCAAUGAAAAGCUAAAGGAGAAAGCCAGUACAAAAGAAGAUCCAACCAAUAAACUGUCCAGGAUGGGAGCACUGCCCACCCCUUUUAGAUCCAUGGGUGAUCUCGCUACUGCUUCAAUGCCAGAGACAAAUGGUGAACCAAAGUACCAAGAUGAUCCCCCAGUUGCUCAGCCAAAAACUGCCCCAAGAACAUUUCUUCAGCCAAGUCCUGAAGACCUAGCAAUAUAUGGCCCCAGUACAAAAAUGGUGAAGUUCAAGAAAGGAGACAGCGUGGGUAUCCGACUGGCUGGCGGGAAUGAUGUAGGGAUAUUUGUUGCUGGAAUUCAAGAAGGUACUUCAGCAGACCAGGAAGGUCUACAAGAGGGGGAUCAGAUUCUUAAGGUCAACAGUCAAGACUUCAGAGGUAUUGUUCGAGAAGAUGCAGUUCUUUAUCUGUUGGAAAUUCCCAAAGGUGAUGUUGUAACAAUUCUGGCCCAGAGCAAAUAUGAUGUUUAUAGAGACAUAAUGGCCUGUGGCAGAGGUGACUCUUUCUUCAUAAGGACCCAUUUUGAAUGUGAAAAGGAAACUCCACAGAGCUUAGCAUUCACCAGAGGGGAGGUCUUCAGAGUGGUUGAUACACUCUAUGAUGGAAAAUUGGGGCACUGGCUGGCCGUAAGAAUCGAGAGUGAAUUGGAAAAGGGUCUGAUUCCAAAUAAGAGCAGGGCUGAACAGAUGGCCAGUGUUCAGAAUGCUCAGAGAGAUGGCUCUAGUGAUCGGGCAGACUUCUGGCGGAUGCGAGGCCAACGAUCUGGAAUGAAGAAGAAUUUAAAGAAGAGCCGUGAAGAUUUGACAGCCAUUGCAUCUGUUAGCACUAAAUUUCCAGCCUAUGAACGAGUUAUGCUCCGGGAGGCCGGUUUUAAAAGGCCUGUGGUACUGUUUGGUCCCAUUGCAGACAUAGCAAUGGAGAAGUUGUGCAGUGAGCUGCCCGAGCUCUAUCAAGCAGCAAAAACAGAACCUAAAGAUGCAGGCUCAGAGAAAUCCACUGGCGUUGUACGUUUGAACACUGUGCGGCAAAUUAUUGAGCAGGAUAAACAUGCUUUGUUGGAUGUGACUCCCAAAGCUGUGGAUCUGUUAAACUACACUCAGUGGUUCCCAAUUGUAGUAUUUUUCAACCCAGACAGCAGACAGGGUGUGAAAAUCAUGAGGCAAAGGUUGAUUCCCACAUCUAACAAGAGCUCACGGAAGAUUUAUGAUCAAGCAAAUAAGCUGAAAAAGACUUGUUUGCAUCUUUUUACAGCUACCAUUGACUUAAAUUCAGCCAAUGAUGGCUGGUAUGGCAGUCUCAAAGAUACUAUUCAACAGCAGCAGAGUGAAGCAGUUUGGGUUUCAGAAGGAAAGCUGGAAGGAAUGGAGGAUGACAUUGAAGAUCGUAUGUCAUACUUAACAGCCAUGGGUGCUGACUAUCUGAGCUGUGAUAGCCGAUUGAUCAGUGACAUGGAAGACACUGAUGGAGAAGGUGGGGCAUAUACAGACAACGAGCUUGAUGAACCUUUCUAUGAGCCAACAGUCUCUUCCAUUAGUCGGUCCUCUGAACCAGUGCAGCAUGAGGAGAGUUUUAGGAAAUCCAGCCCUGAACCAAGAACUCAAAUGAGAAGAGCUGGUAGCAGAGAAGUUCUGAGGGACCCCAGCCCACCUCCAGCAUUCAAGCCUGAACCCCCAAAGGGUAAAAUGCAAAACAGAGAAGAUCCAUAUGAUGUCCCCAAAAAUUAUGAACCCAGAACAAACAGCCCUAAUGCUGAAACUUCUGGAGUACCAGCUAAAUUUGUUCCUCCCCCUGUAGCUGUCAAGCCUACUUUUGGCCGUCCUAAACCAAAAUCCUCUCAACCAGCUGUUCCACCAGUCGAAGUGGAGGAGAAAUCCGUGGAAGGUUUAGAGGAACACGGGAACACACCAAAAUCAGUGCUGGGGAAAGUUAAAAUAUUUGAAAAAAUGGACCACAAAGCAAGGCUUCAAAGAAUGCAAGAACUGCAAGAAGCACAAAAUGCCAGGGUGGAAAUAGCUCAGAAACACCCAGACAUUUAUGCUGUCCCAAUCAAAACACAGAAGCCAGAGCAAAACUGGUCCCAGACAGCAAGUUCUAGACUUCCAGAACCUCAGAAACAAUCUGCUAGAUCUUACCUAGAUAAACAAGGAAGUUACGGCAGUGAUGCAGAGGAGGAAGACUAUCGAAAACAGCUCUCUGAUCAGUCUAAACGUGGAUACUAUGGGCCAACAUCCAGAUACAGAGAUACGGAAUUAUAGAUUCAUUGGCAGCCCUAGAAUCAUGGUUUUGAAACCACUUCCACAGCCAAAAUGGAACCCUGGCUUCUUUCAAGAGUUGUAUGUAUAUAUGGGGUUACCGAUAAACUCAGUAGGUUUCUACACACUGGAAUGACAGAACUUCAUCUAAAUAAGGGAGAUAAUGUCUCACUGUUGCCUGAACGCUGUUGCCUAUUUUGCAGGACCACCAAAAAUCUAUUUUAAAAGUUUGUAUUGAUUUCUGCAAUCUAUGUAUUUUUAACUUUUCCACAUUCAAAUUGCCUUUUUAAACUAUUCUUUUUAUGGUGACAUGAUGGAAACUUGAUUUUAAAAAAAUACACAGCGCUUUAGUGCAAGAAAAAUGAAACAAAGUGCCUUUCUAACAAAACGUGUCUUCAAUUGUUCUCAUCUGAUGCUUGUGCAAAGCCAUAAUGUUUCUGUAGCCUAACUUUUGUAUGUUUCAUGGCUACCAUUUUGCCCUUGGAUGCUAUUUUUCUACUUUAAAUAGACCUCUGUACAAUUUUUCAUAAGCAAUAACUGUACAUGUGAAGAACUGCCUGGCUGGCUGCAACAAGGCCAGAGAACACUGAAAUUGAAAAAUUAUGUAGAAAAUGAAGUUUGUGUCUUAAACCCUUGAGUCAUAGCAUAAUAAAGGGUUAUAUUCUACAAAUAA